This is a messenger RNA of Saccoglossus kowalevskii, 1162 nucleotides long. Its product is annotated as elongation of very long chain fatty acids protein 6-like. Lineage: Eukaryota; Metazoa; Hemichordata; Enteropneusta; Harrimaniidae. The record is from RefSeq and is a predicted model, not a curated record.
AAUAUGGUUGAGUACUGGUUUACAACUGAAGUGGAGAGAAACUAUGAUGCCAAUUAUUGGCACAACGUGUUUCUCGAACACUGGACAGAUUCCUUCGUUUAUUCUGCAAUUUAUUUAAUAUUAGUAUUUGCCGGAAGGAAAGUAAUGCAGCACCGGCAAAAGUUUGACCUACAUAAGGUGCUAGCAGUCUGGUCGGGAUCCAUGGCAGUAUUCAGUCUCAUCGGCUUCUUACGCGUCUUCCCAAAAUUAUUGGAGGAGUACAACCAAGGAGGAUGGCAACGGACACUGUGCGACCAAAGUUUCAUGGAGGGGGUCAGCGGGUUUUGGUCCCUGGCAUUCACACUCAGUAAAGUGGCCGAACUCUUCGACACCAUGUUUAUUGUCUUACGCAAACAGAAACUUGUAUUCCUACACUGGUAUCAUCACGUCACCGUUUUGAUCUAUACAUGGUAUGCUUUCACUGAUGGCAUUCCGUACGGGAUAUACUUCCACGUUAUGAAUUACGGCAUCCACGCACUUAUGUACUCGUAUUAUGCAAUCCGCGCUUCCAGAUUGGUGAAAAUCCCAGUCCAAAUCAACAUAGCCAUCACCUUUUUGCAGCUGUGUCAGAUGAUCGUAGGCAUUUAUCUUAAUAUCUACGCGUACUUCAAGCUGGAAAACACCAAGACGUGCCCAGUAUAUUACAAUAAUAUUUACUGGUCCCUCGCUAUGUAUUACACGUACUUCUUGCUGUUCAGUCACUUCUUCUAUUCAACCUAUAUGGCACCAGGUAAAGGCAAGCCUGAACUUAAAACUGAAAAAGUCUUGCAUAACGGAUUCGUUUCUAAGAAACUCAAUUAGGUGACAAUUCAACUUUGAACUCUUAUUAUUCAAUGCAAAAACUUGCAACGAUGUGAUGUAAACCGUUCCAUUUAUUGUAACCAGAAAAUCAUAACAUAUCUGAAAAAUUCAGGCCAUCCACGAAAAAAUUCCCAAUGUUCAAAAUCUAAUGAUUUUCGCUGAUAUAUGAAAUUAAUAUAUCUUGCGAAAUGAAAGAUAUUUACAUUAUUGCUUCAAUAUGGAAUAUUGUUAUUAUUUUGUGUUACAAUAUUAGAUUAAGUUAGUCAGUUCAUCCAGUUUGCCUUAAUGUUGAUAUUUUUAGAAACUUUGGGGGGGGGGGGGC